Messenger RNA from Aphanomyces astaci, 1811 nucleotides. RefSeq lists its product as hypothetical. The record is from RefSeq and is a predicted model, not a curated record. Gene Ontology annotation, molecular function: metalloaminopeptidase activity; manganese ion binding. The transcript has 2 exons. The coding region runs from base 393 to 1640 and encodes 415 amino acids. NCBI's taxonomy places the organism in Eukaryota, Oomycota, Saprolegniomycetes, Saprolegniales, Verrucalvaceae. Gene Ontology annotation, cellular component: mitochondrion.
CUGGUUUGUUCUAUUAACAGUAAAAUACCCUAAAACAUGAAAAAACCUUCCCAGUCGAACCGUCAAACUUUAUACGAUGCUGCCAAUGAGCAUAUAUUUGCCUGCUGACAACACAGAUGCAUCGGUUGACCACCAUCGGCCUUCGGAAGCUCACGCAUGGAGCUGCGUUGUCGCGAGGGCUACCUCCAACCCGCAUGCGACAGUACACCACACCUCACAAUCCGUUUGUGCUCAAAGCGAACGAACUUGUGCCAGGGAUCCAAGCAUCCGAGUUUCAGCAACGUCGUGAGCAGGCGGUGAAGUUGUUGCCGGCGAAUUCGAUUCUCAUUGUACGUGCUGCUGUUGCUGUUUGUUCUACCCUGUGUUGACAUCAGCGUGCACACACUAGCUGAAUGCCGCAGAGGAGAAGUACUCGUCUCACGACAUUCCGUACGACUUCCGACAAGACUCGCACUUCUUGUACCUCACGGGGCUCGACGAGCCGGAGGCCGUGGCCGUGCUCAAGAAGAACGCCGACGCCACGUCCGAGUACAUUCUGUUCGUUCGUCCUCGCGAUGCCCAUAGGUAGGAUUAACUUCCAUGGGUCCUUUCCUCAUGUUGCGUGCAGCGAGCAGUGGGACGGCCCGCGGACCGACAUCCACACGGCCAAGUCUCAAUUUCUCGCCGACGCCGCGUACACCCUGGACGAGUUCGAGUCCAAGCUGCUGUCGAUGAUCGCGCCCGACACGCAUCUGUGCCUUACCGCCCCCGUGCAAGGCAAAUACCCGCCGCGGUUCCUGCAAGCCACUCGGAGCAUCGCCCAAACCCACCAGUUCCAGAUGGCGGACGCGCACUUGGACUCGCUGCGGGUGAUCAAGUCGCCGGCCGAAGUGGUCAAGAUCCGGGAGGCGACGGCGAUUGGGUCGGACGCCUUUCGAUCCGUGAUGGCGUCGUGUGCGCCGGGGCAGUUGGAGUUGGCACUGGCUGGCCACUUCGAAGCCAAAUGCAGAGCCAGGGGUGCGCCACGUAAUUCGUUUCCGUGUGUGGUGGGGGCCGGUGCCAACGGAUCUGUGAUCCACUACCUGUCGAAGCGCAGCAUGUUGCAGAAGGAGGAGCUUGUGCUCAUGGACUCUGGCUGUGAAAUCACGGGCAACUACGUCAGCGACAUCACGCGCACGUGGCCCAUCGACGGACAGUUCACCGGGCCCCAGAAAGCCUUGUACACGCUGGUGUUGGACGUCCAGUUGCGUUGUUUGGAGCGCCUGCACGUGGCGAUGGAAUGCAAGACGUCGCUGUCGCUGGACGAGCUGCACCAUUACUCCGUGGGGCUGCUGGGCCAGGGCAUGAAGGACGUCGGGAUCAUCCCCGCGACCGUCGGCCUCAACACGCCCGAGUUCAGCCGCCUCUUCCGAAUGUACAACCCCACGCACUUGAGCCACUACCUCGGCAUGGACGUCCACGACACCCCUCGGUUCCCUCGAUCGUCGCCCCUGCGGCCAGGCAUGGUCGUGACCGUGGAACCUGGCAUCUACCUGCCCAAGAACGACAUGACCGUGCCAGUCGAGUUCCGAGGCAUCGGCAUCCGCAUCGAAGACGAUGUGCUGGUAUGGACGGACUACUGUAGAGUGGUAUAUAUAUACCUGAUGGAUGCGAUUGUGUAGAUCACGGACACAGGCAUUGAAAUCUUGACCAGCCGCGUCCCCAAGUCCAUCGAAGACUUGGAGGCGUUCAUCGGGUCCAGUGCCGCCUGAUAAGACCAACCUCUGCAAUCGGAUCAAGGAGCUAGCUUCUACGUAAAGUAUCAUCCAAUACUAAAUACCUACUACUUACAA